Messenger RNA from Arabidopsis thaliana (thale cress), 1870 nucleotides. It is a transcript of the gene THA1, whose product is annotated as threonine aldolase 1. The record is from RefSeq and is marked reviewed. The transcript is spliced from 10 exons. The coding region runs from base 607 to 1683 and encodes 358 amino acids. NCBI's taxonomy places the organism in Eukaryota, Viridiplantae, Streptophyta, Magnoliopsida, Brassicales, Brassicaceae. Gene Ontology annotation, biological process: L-threonine catabolic process; amino acid metabolic process. Gene Ontology annotation, molecular function: threonine aldolase activity; lyase activity; L-allo-threonine aldolase activity.
UUUUCAUUUAGUAUAUAUAAGGGAUGAAAUGUGACCGGACACCUUAGAAUUUCCACGGUAUCUGAAUCAAUUUACUAAUUGAAAAUUUGAUUUGACAUUAACGAAUGAUAAAGCUUUGGUUCAUCGAUGAGUCCGAGAGUAAUAAGAAGACAACAUUCUCGUGAAUUACUUCUGCAUUGGGACACGUAUCUACGUGUGUUUCCCACAUAGAACUCAGUUUCAUCCUUUUCUCGUGAACAUUACUUUCUUGAUAAUAGUUAGUUUCUUUGUCUUUAUCAAACCAAACAAAGAAUUUGUCGUUUUCGAUAAUAUUUCAUUUUCGUCGUUUCUUUCUUUCUAAGUUUCGAUGUCAGUUCCUAAUCUCUAUGGCGUUCAUGAUAGCCAAAUGGUAACUUUGGUGGCCUAAUGUAUGUCACGUAAAUUAUCCACGUGGCACUCACUUUUUUGCAUCUUUCUCAAAAUAUAUCAAAGGAGACUUCAUAAAGAAAGAAUCUUUAGUGUGGAGAGACUAAAAGGACACCACAAGCUUAUUUCAUAAGAAACUUCAAAUUAGAAUCAGAAACAAGAGCAUCCUUCUUCAUUUACACAGGUAAAUUAGGUGUAAAAAUGGUGAUGAGAAGUGUGGAUCUACGAUCAGAUACCGUUACUAGACCGACAGAUGCGAUGCGAGAAGCAAUGUGUAACGCAGAGGUGGAUGAUGACGUCCUCGGAUAUGACCCAACGGCUAGACGUCUUGAAGAGGAGAUGGCUAAGAUGAUGGGGAAAGAGGCUGCUCUGUUCGUGCCAUCCGGGACAAUGGGGAAUCUGAUCAGCGUGAUGGUUCACUGCGACGUGAGAGGCAGCGAGGUGAUUCUUGGCGACAAUUGUCACAUCCAUGUUUACGAGAAUGGAGGGAUAUCGACUAUCGGGGGAGUGCAUCCUAAGACAGUCAAGAAUGAAGAAGACGGGACCAUGGACUUGGAGGCCAUUGAAGCAGCUAUUAGAGAUCCUAAAGGAAGCACGUUUUAUCCAUCAACAAGGUUGAUUUGCUUGGAGAACACACAUGCCAACUCUGGUGGGAGAUGUUUGAGCGUGGAAUACACUGAGAAAGUUGGAGAGAUUGCGAAGAGACAUGGCGUGAAGCUCCAUAUCGACGGAGCCCGUCUUUUCAAUGCUUCCAUUGCACUUGGAGUUCCAGUCCAUAAGCUUGUUAAGGCUGCGGACUCCGUUCAGGUGUGUCUCUCUAAAGGUCUUGGAGCUCCGGUAGGAUCUGUAAUCGUUGGUUCGCAAAGCUUCAUAGAGAAGGCGAAAACGGUUAGGAAAACAUUAGGUGGAGGAAUGAGACAAAUAGGUGUUCUGUGCGCAGCCGCUUUGGUCGCACUCCAAGAAAACCUCCCAAAGCUACAACAUGACCACAAGAAGGCUAAGUUGUUAGCUGAAGGGUUGAAUCAAAUGAAAGGGAUUAGAGUAAAUGUUGCAGCCGUGGAGACCAACAUGAUUUUCAUGGAUAUGGAGGAUGGUUCAAGACUUACGGCUGAGAAACUGCGGAAGAAUCUAGAGGAGAAUGGCAUUCUCCUUAUCCGGGGAAACUCAUCCCGGAUCAGAAUAGUUAUACACCACCAGAUAACAACAAGUGAUGUGCAUUACACAUUGUCUUGCUUUCAGCAAGCAAUGCUAACGAUGCAGGAACCAAGCCGAACCUAAUUUGGCGAAACCGAAAUGCUUCUUCUUUUCUUUUCAACUUAUUAAAUAUUGUUGUCUAAAGUACAUUUUAAUUAAAACUAUAAGCAUUUCAAUGAAAUUGUCACCCUCAUUCCUGGAUGUUUGAGUUUUUAAUUUAUAAGUUGUUUUACCUUUGAUUAUGAAGAUUAUCAAUCAUUAUUUGCUCAUC